GAGGCUCAGAGGCGCGGCGGGGUGGAAGCGGCUUUUCUGUGCGUCGCGGUGGCAACGCGCGGGGCGGUUUCCGGAGGCGGUGGCCGAGGUGGGCGGGGCUAGACCGGAGGUGCAGGUGGGAGACAGCCACCUGGGAUCUUCACUCGGCCAACAGAUCAGCAGGAGCAGGGCCCGGUCUCAGAGUUCAGGGUGAAGGUCCUUUGGAAACUUCAGCGCCUGCAAGACUCUUUCACAUCUGGGGCUGGAAGCAACGGAACGAAAGGCGGAUGGUCCUCUGUUGCUGGGGCGGACCUGGGCUCAAUUUGUCCGUUCUUGCAAGAUUCCCCCAGGGCUGGGAACUAGACGUGUAGCCCUCUCAGGUUCUCCGGCACCAUAGUGGUCGUCACUGGCCCAAGUUAGAGGCCGACUGAGAAAUCUUCGUGCCUCAGACUUGUUGAACUACAGAAUGCUUCGAUACCCAUAUUUUUGUAGAAUAUUUAGAGAAUAUUUUCCAUGCUGGUUGAAAUCUGGCAUACAUAAUUUAGGUGUUUGGCCAAAAAAAAUUCAUACUACAGCAGAAAGAUAUAAUGAAAAUGAAACCCAGGAGCAAACAGAUCUAACUGGAGAUCAGGAGUUACAGAGAUCUCAAGAUAUAGAUUCUGAAGCCAUGGCCAAAUUACAUAUUCCAGUAAUGGUGGAUGAAGUUGUUCAUUGCUUGGCACCAGAAAAAGGGCAGGUUUUUCUAGAUAUGACAUUUGGUUCAGGAGGCCACACAAGAGCCAUUCUGCAGAAGGAAUCAGAUAUUACUCUGUAUGCCUUAGACAGAGACCCAACAGCUUAUGCCAUAGCUGAACAUCUUUCAGAAUUAUAUCCUAAGCAGAUCCGAGCUAUGCUAGGCCAGUUCAGCCAGGCAGAAGACUUAUUAAUGAAAGCCGGAGUGCAGCCAGGGACUUUGAAUGGAGUUCUUUUGGAUCUUGGGUGUUCCUCCAUGCAACUUGAUGCUCCUGAAAGAGGUUUUUCCCUUCGGAAGGAUGGCCCCUUGGACAUGAGGAUGGAUGGUGGCAGGUACCCAGACAUGCCCACUGCUGCUGACGUUGUGAAUGCUUUAGAUCAACAGGCACUUGCAUCCAUCCUAAGAGCAUACGGGGAGGAGAAGCAUGCCAAGAAAAUUGCUUCAGCAAUCGUUCAAGCACGUAGCAUAUACCCCAUCACAAGAACCCAGCAACUUGCCAGCAUUGUUGCAGGUGCAUUUCCUCCCUCUGCUAUUUAUGCACGAAAAGACUUGCUACAAAGAUCUACCCAUAUUGCUACCAAGACUUUCCAAGCUCUUAGAAUAUUCGUAAAUAAUGAGCUCAACGAACUCCACAUGGGACUGAAGACAGCUCAGAAGUUUCUGAAACCUGGUGGUCGCCUUGUUGCCCUUUCCUUUCAUUCAUUAGAGGAUCGAAUUGUCAAAAGGUUUUUGCUUGGGAUAAGCAUGACAGAAAAGUUUAACUUAAGUGUUAGACAGAAGGUAAUACAAACAUCCCAGUUGAGUUCAUAUCAUGCAAAUAAGGAAGGAAGCUCUAUAAGAGCUCCUUUAAUGUGGGAAUUGAUACAUAAGAAAGUGCUUACUCCAGAAGAUUGGGAUGUACAAAAUAACCCCAGAGGUCGCUCAGCCAAGCUUAGAGCAGCUAUGAAAUUAUGAGAUCUGAUUUUCAAUUUUUCCCUCAGUUUCUUUAAUUUAUUUGUCUAUGUGAUGAAUAGGUUAAUACCUCCAGCUUAAAGCAUAGGACAGCCUUGAAAUUUAUUUAAAAUUAUUUUCUUCUCAAAAAAAACUGUAGGAAGUUUUAACGUAACAUACAAAGCUCAACUCAGAGCAGCAGCAUCUCGGGGCUGGAAAAAAUGUGUUUAUCUUGCAUUAUAUUUGACUUCUGAAAUUCAAUUCUUUCUCUGAGCAGGAAAUUUUUUUAAAAAACAUUAUGUUUAUCUAAAUAUGUAAACUCCAACUGUAAAAGACAAAGAGAUUAUAAUCUCUCUGCAUGCCCUAAAUUCUGAAUUUAGAUAUUAAAAUUUAUAACAGACUUUCUGUGGCUCAAAUAAUUAAUGAUAAUAUGGAAUGAAUUUUAAUUUCCAUAUUGGUAAAUAAUUAAUUACUGUAGCUUUCUAAAAGUAGCCUUUUUACAAGUUUUAAUUUUCAAAUAUUAUUUUAAUAUGGCAUUAUACUGACGGAUUUCACUAUUGAAAUUUAUAGUUCAUUGCUUUAAAAGGAUUUUUUCAGAGUGAUAUGUGCUAAUUUUCAUAAAUUCCAAAAUAAAAGUGUAGAAUUUCCCUAACUGCUAUGACAGAGAAGUGUUUCACAGAAUUUAUAUUCGAUAUCAAUUAUAUCUAUUUUAAUAACUCAGAAUUACUAUUAGUAAAUAAUACAAACUUGUUUGAAUUCUGCAUUUUUAUUGAACUAUUAAAAAAAUUCAGUAGAGCUAUUUGAAGUAAGAAACUGUCUGAUUUAUUCAAUAUAUUAAAAUUAAUGCUCCCUUAAUGUUUCUACCUAGACAUAGAAACUAUAAUAAGGAUAAAAAGUUUUUUCAGGAAAAUUGCACUUGGUGGAGUAUUCUAUAACAAAUUGAUAAGAUUGAUUCAUAAUUCACAUGUCAUUUUUUAUUAGUAAAUAUGCACUUUAAUUUAUUCAGUUAUUCAGCAAGUACUGAACUUGACAUUAGAAAAACAAAGGUAAGUAUAAUACCCAUGAUCCAUAGUACCUGUUCUGUGAAGCUUGUUGUCUAGUGGACAAGAAUGAUGUUAGUUAAAUAAUCACAAAAGUCAAUAUGAAAUGGACACAGUGAUAAAUGUUACACAGAAGCAUACAAGAAUGAUGUUAGUUAAAUAAUCACAAAAGUCAAUAUGAAAUGGACACAGUGAUAAAUGUCACACAGAAGCAUACAAUAUAAUUUAAAAGUAUCUGGUAGAGAUUUGACCUGUUGGAGGAAACCAGGUCUGAGAAUGUGAUUGAUUGUGACCUGAAAGAUGAACAGGAGAUAAUUAAUCAAAGGGUGUAUGGAGUGGGGUGGGAGGAUGGUGUUUAAAGGUACGUAUAAAUGAGUAUUCUCUUAAGUAAUUCUUGAAAUCAUUAAUUUUCUCAGUAAACUAUUUCUUCAAAUACAGAAAGCAUUCAUACUUUCCAGUAUGAUUACAAAUACUUAAUAGAAAAAUCCAAGUGAAUGAAAUAUCAACAUGACUAUAUUUACCUCAGACUCAUUUUAUUUACCUAUGUAAUAUUUAACUUUACUCCCCAAACUUGUUCACUGCUUUUAUUUUAUAGGCUUUAUUUAAAUCUAAACAAUCCUGCAAUGAAAUCAGGAUUAGAAAAAUAUCUGGGGAAUGUGCUCAAAAUAUAAACAAGAGAAUGCACUUAGGUUAAUUCCCUGAAUCCUACCUGAAGAAUUUUAUGUUUCUCUUCAUGUGUAAAAUAUAUUUGUAAAUGAAAAAGAUUGACAAUAGUAACUUCCCAUAUGAGUAUCUGAUUAGAAAAUAAAAGACUAAACUCUUAUAUUAAAAAAUGAUUCACCUAUUUCAUUAAUCAUUUUUACAUCCUGUAUAAUAUGGAGAAUUUUUUCAUUGAUAUCAAGUUAAAACUGAUUGCACUGGAUUGGAUAGUGUUGUCCUAAUAUUCAUCUGCUUCCUUAUUUGGAAAUACCAUCAUUUCAGAUAUGAGUAGUUAAGAUGAUGUCAUACUGGAGCAGGGAUGGCCUUUAAUCCAAUGUGACUUAUGUCCUUAUAAGAAGAGCAGAGACACAAGUGAAAGUGACCUGAAGGUGGAAGCAGAAAUUGGAGUAAUAAGUCUAUAAGCUAAGGUAUACUCAGUAUUGUUGGCAACCACUAGAAGAUAAGAGAAAAGCAAGAAACAAAUUCUCCCUCAGACUCUCCAGCAAGAACCUACCCUGCAGACAUCUUGGUUUUGGGGCUUCUAGCCUCUAAAACAGUUAAAAAAUACAUUUCUACUGUUUUAAGCUACCCAGUUUCUGGUAAUAUGUUACAGCAAAACCUAAGAAACUAAUACUCUGACAGAUCAAAAUCUUGAGUAAUAUGAUGAGAAAAAUACUUCUCCAAUACACACCAAAUCGGUUUCAAAAUAUUUUAGUGCAAAAUAUAUUAAAUGUUUUGUUAUUAGGCUUUGUUGUAAAAUGCAUAAUAAAAUAUGUGAAUGAGUUUUAAUUAUGGAGGAUGGCUUUGGGAAAUUCAAACAAUACACAGAGAAAAUAAAAAUUGAUUAUUAGGAUGAAUAUGCAACACUUUUCUAAUAAAAUAUUUCUGAAUCUCUA
Molecule: messenger RNA, 4277 nt
Organism: Ictidomys tridecemlineatus (thirteen-lined ground squirrel)
Lineage: Eukaryota; Metazoa; Chordata; Mammalia; Rodentia; Sciuridae
Gene: Mettl15
Product: methyltransferase 15, mitochondrial 12S rRNA N4-cytidine
Biological process (GO): rRNA base methylation
Molecular function (GO): rRNA (cytosine-N4-)-methyltransferase activity
Source: RefSeq, a predicted model, not a curated record